AUGCUUUGGACUAGAAAAUACGCACCAAACGAUCUGAACAACUUUAAAACACACAAUGAGGUUGUAAGCGUAUUUAGAAGCUUCACCAUUGACACUGUUCCGAAUCUUGUCAUCUAUGGAUCAUCAGGAUCGAACAAGAAGACGCUUGUUUAUGCCUUAGCUAGAAAGAUGUAUGGAAAGGAACUGGAACUAAGAAGAGUGAACCAUGAAAUACAAAUAAACAGUACAAAAAUAGAAAUAAGCUACAUGGAAAGUAAUGAAGUGAUUGUGAUAAAUCCAAGUGCAUACAAGAAUAGGGACCGAGUUGUAGUACAACACAUUAUUAAGAAGGCAGCAGAAAGCAGGCCAAUAACAAGCUUCUUCAGUAGUAGAUUGAAGGGACACAGGCUGAUAAUAAUAGAGCAGGCAGAAAAUUUAAGCAAGGAUGCACAAGCUGCACUACGAAUUACAAUGGAACAGUAUAGUUCACAUUUCAAGAUAUUUAUGAUUUGCAGUGGAAUUAAUACAAUAAUUGAACCGAUAAAGAGCAGAAACCUGUUUAUCAGGUGCAGGAAGUUUAAAAAUGAAGAAAUCAAAGAGAUCCUGAAAGAGAUAGCAGAGAAAGAACAGGUUACAAUUGAUGAAGAAAUAGCAUCACAGAUUGCAGAAAAUGCGCAAGGUGACUGCAAAAGAGCUAUUUCAGUACUGGAACUGCAUACAGUAAUCAACCAAAGCAGUGUUGGAAAAAGAAGCAAGUUGGAUUUAACCAAUUUUAAGUUGGCCUGGGAAGAGAAACUGGAGAAAGUUGUGAAAAUGAUACGAGAAGGGAAGGUUGAGAAUUUGGUCAAAAUACGUGAUGAAUUGUAUGAUGUUGUGGUUCAAAACAUUGAUCCAUUGCUGAUUAUGCAAACAAUCCAUCGGUUCCUAGAAAAUCAUUGUAUUAAGGCGAAAAGCGAAUCGAUUGAUUUGCUGUUGAAAUACCAAGAAAGAAUCAAAUUGGGAACAAAGCCACUCUUCCACAUUGAGGCGUAUGUAGCAAACAUGAUGUACGUUAUUAGCAGGAAUUAG
Molecule: messenger RNA, 1047 nt
Organism: Enterospora canceri
Lineage: Eukaryota; Fungi; Microsporidia; Enterocytozoonidae
Source: the annotation of a GenBank genome assembly